Paramacrobiotus metropolitanus is the source of this 2075-nucleotide messenger RNA. Its product is annotated as actin nucleation-promoting factor WASL-like. The coding region runs from base 132 to 1607 and encodes 491 amino acids. The transcript has 8 exons. NCBI's taxonomy places the organism in Eukaryota, Metazoa, Tardigrada, Eutardigrada, Parachela, Macrobiotidae. Gene Ontology annotation, biological process: actin filament organization. The record is from RefSeq and is a predicted model, not a curated record.
GGCUUUUCUCUGGCUUGAUACGGAAUUAUGCUGAAGGUACACGGCCGUUCCCAGGGCCUUUCGACGGUACACUGAGACUUUUGAGACUCCCGUAAAUCAUCCGCAAUAUUGAUUGAUUCAUUGGUAUCAACAUGGUUACCUCCCUAACGGAGAAGAGUCGGCGAUCGAAUCUUCUGACUGACUAUGAGAAUGAUGCCGUCAUUGGAAUGCUUCCGCCCCAAUGCGAGAGUUUAUCCACUGCUGUGGUUCAAUUGUUGAUUACCGAUCCGCCGAAUCAUGAUUAUUGGAGAAAGGUCGGUUGUGGUGCGGCGUGUUUUAUUAAACACCACCAACUGCAGACAUUCUUUAUCCAUGUCUACGACAUUCAGAAUUUCCAGCUUUUAUGGCAACAAGAAAUUUACAUUGAACUGGAUUACCGCAAUCGGCAAAACGUCUUCCAUACGUUCGAAGCGGACAACUGCAUGGCCGGAUUAAACUUCGCCGAUGCAGCGGAAGCCAACGACUUUUACGAUAAAGUCUCCAAUAAAACUUUAAUACAACGACGGAAACCGGUUAAGCAAUCGCGACGUGCGGCAGGAGAAAAUGGCUUAUCAAGAGACAACGGAAUGCGGACGAAAUCAACACGUCCGGCGCCCGGCAUUCCCACUCAGACCACGGUCGCCGCCCCAGUGGUGUCCGACAAUGCCGCUUUCAAACUCUCCGCUGCCCAGGGCGUGUCCACCGCUGCACAGCCCGUUCCAGUCGGAGCGGAAAAGCAGAAUGCCAAUGGAACCUUUCUCUCCAAUGUGACGGGACUAUUUUCUGGGAAAAAGGACAAACUACAGUCGAAAAAGUCAACAAAAUUGACGGCGGCUGAUAUCGGUCGGCCUCUCGUGGAAACUUUUCAACACGUGGCACAUUGCGGAUGGGAUGCCGAGAAAGGCCGCUUGGACUACGACAUGAAUGACCCCAUGGUGGCGCAGUUACUAUCCAGCGCCGGCAUCAACGUGUCACAGAUGGACAAAGAAACCGAACAGUUCCUGUAUCAGACAAUCGAAAAUCUAGGUGGUCGCAAAGCCAUCGAAGCGGAAUUCGCGCACCCGACACCGCCACGUCCGCCCGCGGCAGCCGCUCCGAAAAUUACCGGCGUCUCGGCACCGCCCAAACGGCCGCCUCCGACAUUACUCCUCCCACCGGACAAUGCGCGCCCACGCUCCGAUAGUUCCGAAUAUUCACGCCAACAUCCCAACAUUCACACCAUCGGACCACCGCCACCGCCCCGCCGCACGGGAUCCGCAUUAGACAUCAGCAUUCCCGCACACCGCGACACGAUGCCCACCGGUCCACCGCCACCACCUCCGCCGUUCGCUCAGGCUAAACCAGGGGCUCCACCCCCGCCGCCCCCGCCCCCAGGCUUCGGCCUUCCACCACCUCCGGGUUUUGCCCCGCCCCACCUCCGCCUCUGCCACCGGGUGGAUUUAUUCCGCCGCCUCCACCAGCGCCUGGUUUGGAUCUGCCGCCGCCACCGGACCAUUUGCUACGCGGCGACAGUUUCCGGUCAACCGGUAGCGGGGAGAGUGGAGGACGAGCGUUUCUGGCCGACAUUCGCGGAGGGAAUUUUGCGCUGAAGCCGGUGAACAGGGAGAACUCCGAUCCGGGACCGGGAGGCGCCCAUGACCAGUUGAUGCAUAGUAUCCGAAACGCGGCGAAAGGUCAAACGUUACGAAAGGUCACUCCGGAGGAAAAGGCACCCAGGACACCGACUCUGGAACAAGGAGGUAUGGCAGCGGCUCUGCAACUGGCAAUGGACAAUCGACGGAGGGCCAUGCAGCAAGAACAUGAUGAAGACGAAUCGGACUAUUCGGAUGACGAAGAAUGGGAAUGCUGAUCCUUUGAGGCACAUUAAUUGAAAAGGUUUAUUGCUGACGUGCAAGCCAUAUCGAAGCCAUGUUAUAAAGCCGUCCGCUUGCUUGUUCUGAAGAAAAAUUUAAUGAUUGCUUACACGGAUAUAUAGAGUGGUUUUAAAUUUAUUGUGUCACUUUUGAUUAGAUUGUUUCGUUGAGUGAAUAAUAAAUUUGUUGAAAAAAUUGGAAAAA